This is a messenger RNA of Aspergillus calidoustus, 1938 nucleotides long. NCBI's taxonomy places the organism in Eukaryota, Fungi, Ascomycota, Eurotiomycetes, Eurotiales, Aspergillaceae. The record is from the annotation of a GenBank genome assembly.
AUGUUCCGAUUGCCUCUGAGUUUCUUCAGGCAAUUUGGGUUGACUUGGAUGCCCAUCUAUAGCACAUUGAACAAGGCUCAAUCCUGCAGACGCAGCAUGGCGACGCUUAUCAAUACCCCCAGGGACCCCAACACGCUGAGCAACUACAACAACUUCCGCUGCACUCAUACAGAGGCUAACUUUGAGAUUCUCUUUGAACAAAAGAGACUCGUUGGGAAUGUUGUCCACAAGCUGAAGUCAACAACCAACGCUGAAUCCAAGGAAAUUAUCCUAGACUCAAGCCAUGUGUCGAUAGACGAGGUUCAGGUCAAUGGCAACCCCGCAGAAUGGGAGCUGCUUCCUCCGUUCGGCCCGCUGGGCACUGCGCUGAAGAUCAAGCUCGACCAACCGGUACGGCUUGAUGAGCUGGUUGAUGUAAAGAUCUCUGUUCAAACAACCGAGAAAUGUACGGCGCUCCAAUGGUUGACCAAAGCACAAACGUCAACAAAGAAGCAUCCAUAUAUGUUUUCUCAGUGCCAGGCUAUUCAUGCGCGGUCCAUCUUCCCGUGCCAGGACACUCCCGAUGUGAAGGCCACUUUUGAUUUCAACAUUACUUCUCCCCUGCCUGUCAUUGCUAGCGGGCUACCAGUCCGGACCUCACCUAGUGCUACUCAAACCGGCGCAAAGCUCUAUCAAUUUCAACAAAAAGUCCCCAUUCCGAGCUAUCUGUUUGCUCUCGCGAGUGGUGACAUUGAUGAAGCUCCAAUUGGUCCCCGAAGCAGGGUUGCCACAAGCCCCGACAAGCUGCGAGAGUGUCAGUGGGAACUCGAAGCUGACACCGAGAGGUUUAUUGAAACGAUAGAGAAAAUCAUCUAUGACUAUGCCUGGGGUGAAUACAAUGUUCUGGUCCUUCCUCCUAGUUUCCCCUACGGAGGGAUGGAAAAUCCGACAUACACAUACUGUACACCAAGCAUUAUAUCAAAGGAUCGACAAAAUGUCGACGUGAUUGCACAUGAGCUUGCACAUAGCUGGAGUGGCAACUUAGUCACUAGUGCCUCAUGGGAGCACUUCUGGCUCAACGAAGGUUGGACUGUGUAUCUUGAGAGACGGAUACUGGCCGCGAUCCAUGGCGAAAAGUACCGCCAUUUCUCUGCUAUCAUUGGCUGGAAGGCCCUCAGAGAUUCCGUGGAGCGGUAUGGCGAGGACCAUGAAUUUACUAGAUUGGUGCCUACUCUCAAAGGCCAGGACCCAGAUGACGCAUUUUCCUCUAUCCCAUAUGAGAAAGGGUUCACUUUCCUCUUCUUCUUAGAGAAGCUUGUCGGAAAGGAGAAAUUCGACCAGUUUAUUCCUCACUACUUCACCAAGUUUAAGGGAAAAUCACUGGACUCAUAUGAGUUCAAGUCUACGAUCUUAGAGUUCUUCUCGUCUGACGCUGAAGCUUCUAAGCUUUUGCAGGAUCUGGACUGGGACGGCUGGUUUUACCGACCUGGACUGCCUCCGAAGCCGGAAUUUGACACCUCUCUGGCAGAUAUUGUAUAUGAACUGGCCCAUAAGUGGAAAUCUCAGUCAUUUCAGCCUCAUUUGGACGAUAUCAAGGGCUUAACAGCAAACCAGAUUGUGGUCUUCUUGGAGCAAGUCCUGCUUUUCGAACAGCCACUGACAGCCGACCAGUCCAAGCUGAUGGGUGAGGUCUACGGUUUCGCCAAGAGCGAAAACAUUGAGGUUGCCAAUCUGUAUCUUCAGGUCGGCCUCAAGGCGGGCGACAAGAGUGUGAUUGAACCAACAACGGAGCUUCUGGGAAGGAUCGGAAGAAUGAAAUUCGUGCGACCUUUGUUCCGCACACUGCAAAAGGUUGAUCGUCAAGCGGCGGUCGAGACAUUUGAGAGAAACAAGGACUUCUAUCAUCCAAUUUGCCGGGCUAUGGUUGAGAAGGAUCUCUUUGGCUCCAAGAGCGCAUAG